Molecule: messenger RNA, 854 nt
Organism: Cydia pomonella (codling moth)
Lineage: Eukaryota; Metazoa; Arthropoda; Insecta; Lepidoptera; Tortricidae
Exons: 2
Coding region: 107-805 (232 amino acids)
Source: RefSeq, a predicted model, not a curated record
UGCUAAUUACUAAUCAGUAAUUUUCCGCUUUCUCAUAAUUGGGUAUACUUCGUUAAAUUUCAUUUCUGAUGCUGUAGUGACUCGGGUCAACAGCGGAGAGAAAAACAUGUUCACUAGCAUUGUUGUUAUAUUCUCGGUGAUCGCAACCACGACCGCUAUCCCGCUAAGUCCGGCCAUAAAUGACGAUCCAUUAAUAUUCAUAUCAAACCCUAUAGAAGCUCACUUCCCAAGCCACUGGAUGCCACUGAGUAUUGUUAGAACAAUUCUAAAUAAACCCAUGAGACCAAGGUUUUUAUGGACAACAAGAGCAGCAAAACAUAUAGAACUCGAUGAAGUAAUAAGCACUAAAAUAAUUCCUACUGAGAGACCAAUUGGACCUAAAACUGCUCACAAAGCUAAAGACACCAAUGGAGUAAAAAGAUCAAAAAUAAUACCUACAGAGAAAUCAAUUAAACCUAAAACACCCAAAAAUUCUCACAGAUAUAAUACUAAAGAUGCCAAUAAAGUAACAACCACAAAAAUAAUGCCCACACACAACGCUAAAGAAGCGUCCGCUGAAGUAACAAACACUAAAUCUGCAACUGAAAUUACGCAUAACAAGAUACCUGCUGAGCCCGAAACUACCAAACCUACUGAAAUAACUAAUAUUAAUCCUACUGAAAUAACUAAUAUUAAUCCUACUGAAAUAACUAAUAUUAAUCCUACUGAAAUAACUAAUAUUAAUCCUAUAGAACACACACGCCCCUCUAAAACAGCUGAACCUUAUGAAAAUGUUUCCGCGGGAAAUGGUGUAAACGGCAGAUAAUAUUCUACUGAAACUUUGUCAAAACAAGAAUCGGAAUGAUUUGUUAGUA